GAAAUCUCUCCUCGAAGUACCGUAAGAACGUCGAAGUGACUGGUCAUAAACACUACGUGACCACUUGUGUGCGGAACCGACGCCUCUCCGACUAAAUUUUGACUGUGAUUUAGGUUUAAUUCUUAGUUGAACGGACCCUGCAACAUGGGGAUCAAAUUUUUAGAGGUUAUCAAGCCUUUCUGCAGUAUUUUACCAGAAAUAGCGAAGCCAGAAAGGAAGAUCCAAUUCAGAGAGAAAGUACUAUGGACUGCCAUCACUCUGUUCAUCUUCUUAGUAUGUUGCCAGAUUCCACUUUUUGGAAUUAUGAGCUCAGACUCAGCAGAUCCAUUCUAUUGGAUCCGUGUUAUCCUGGCUUCAAAUAGAGGUACCCUUAUGGAAUUGGGUAUUUCCCCAAUUGUUACAUCUGGAUUGAUUAUGCAAUUGUUGGCUGGUGCUAAAAUCAUUGAAGUUGGUGACACUCCGAAGGACCGAGCACUGUUCAAUGGUGCCCAAAAAUUGUUCGGCAUGGUAAUAACCGUCGGUCAAGCCAUUGUAUACGUCAUGACAGGCAUGUACGGUGAUCCAGCGGAAAUUGGUGCCGGAGUCUGUCUCUUGAUCAUCAUCCAACUCUUCGUCGCCGGUCUUAUCGUCCUCCUCCUCGACGAGCUCCUUCAAAAGGGCUACGGUCUUGGUUCCGGUAUUUCUCUCUUCAUCGCCACUAACAUCUGCGAGACCAUCAUCUGGAAGGCCUUCUCGCCAGCCACUGUAAACACUGGCAGAGGAACCGAAUUCGAAGGAGCUGUAAUCGCCUUGUUCCAUCUCUUGACCACCAGACAAGACAAAAUCAGAGCUCUCCGUGAGGCUUUCUACCGUCAGAACUUGCCCAACUUGAUGAACUUGCUCGCCACCGUCCUCGUUUUUGCUAUAGUAAUAUACUUCCAAGGAUUCAGAGUGGACCUGCCUAUCAAGAGCGCCAGAUAUCGUGGCCAACACUCCAGCUAUCCCAUCAAACUUUUCUACACCUCAAACAUUCCCAUCAUUCUGCAGUCUGCACUCGUUUCCAACUUGUACGUUAUCUCCCAGAUGUUGGCCGUCAAAUUCCAAGGCAACUUUUUGAUCAACUUGUUGGGUGUCUGGGCUGAUGUUGGUGGUGGCGGCCCAGCCAGAUCCUACCCCAUCGGCGGUCUCUGUUAUUACUUCUCGCCACCCGAAAGUGUCAGUCACAUCCUGGAAGAUCCGAUCCACGCCCUACUCUACAUUGUCUUCAUGUUGGGCUCGUGCGCCUUCUUCUCUAAGACAUGGAUCGAAGUAUCCGGCAGUUCCGCCAAGGACGUUGCCAAACAGCUCAAAGAACAACAGAUGGUGAUGAGGGGACACAGAGAUAACUCCAUGAUCCACGAGUUGAACAGAUACAUUCCAACCGCCGCCGCCUUCGGUGGCCUUUGCAUCGGAGCUCUCUCAGUGUUGGCCGAUUUCAUGGGCGCAAUCGGUUCCGGAACCGGUAUCUUGCUGGCCGUGACAAUCAUUUACCAGUACUUCGAGAUUUUCGUCAAGGAACAAUCUGAAAUGGGUGGAAUGGGCGCCCUGCUAUUCUAGGCGUUUAUUCAAUUAACUAGGUUAGUUUCGAAAUAUCUUUAAGCUGGAAGCUUGACUGAUAUUGGCAUGUCGUGGAUGAACUGAUUAUUUAUUGAUGUAGAUCGUUUUUCUCAGGCGUAGUACGUACCAAAACGGUUCAUUCACGACGCACCAUUCACUUUGUACAAAGUACAGAUUUUUUUGUACUAAAACAGAUAAAAAAACUUUUUAAAAAAAAUAUGUUUUUCAUUGUACAUUUACAUUUCAAGCAAUUUAUUAUUGUUUUCGUUAAAUGAUGAACGUAAAGUUAUUUAUAUAUUGUGUGGGAGCCCAUGCAUUGAAUUUUUUUAUUUAAAAUAUCAUUCAUUGUCAUAGAGAGCGGUUGUGUAUCGGUCCAUUAUUUGUUGUUAGAUGUAAUUUAUUUUAAAUACAACUAAUUUACAGUAAGUGUA
This is a messenger RNA of Aethina tumida (small hive beetle), 2006 nucleotides long. RefSeq names its product protein transport protein Sec61 subunit alpha (gene Sec61alpha). Bases 145 to 1575 code for a protein of 476 amino acids. Gene Ontology annotation, cellular component: membrane; Sec61 translocon complex. NCBI's taxonomy places the organism in Eukaryota, Metazoa, Arthropoda, Insecta, Coleoptera, Nitidulidae. The transcript is spliced from 5 exons. Gene Ontology annotation, molecular function: transmembrane protein transporter activity; ribosome binding; signal sequence receptor activity. The record is from RefSeq and is a predicted model, not a curated record. Gene Ontology annotation, biological process: SRP-dependent cotranslational protein targeting to membrane, translocation; post-translational protein targeting to membrane, translocation.